Molecule: messenger RNA, 2172 nt
Organism: Erythranthe guttata (spotted monkey flower)
Lineage: Eukaryota; Viridiplantae; Streptophyta; Magnoliopsida; Lamiales; Phrymaceae
Gene: ETFQO
Product: electron-transfer flavoprotein:ubiquinone oxidoreductase
Biological process (GO): electron transport chain
Cellular component (GO): mitochondrial inner membrane
Molecular function (GO): electron-transferring-flavoprotein dehydrogenase activity; iron-sulfur cluster binding
Source: RefSeq, a predicted model, not a curated record
CUGUUAACGCACACACACCAAAAUUGGGUGAUCGAUCGCUUACAUAUUUUGUAUGAAAUUCCCCCCAAAAUCAACAAAGAAUUAAUCCAAUCUCUCUAAAUCAUGCUAAGGCUCAUCUCUUCCUCUUCCAAAUCCAAAUCAUCAAAAACCCUAGCAUCAUAUUCAGUCCCAAUUCACUUCCCAAAUCCUCACCAUCUUUCCGGCAGCUCCGCCAAUUCGACAAAGAUUCCACCUUUGAAUCGAUACUUAAAUAGGUUUUCAUCGCAUGGGUUCGCUAGAAAUCCCGCAAAUUUUGCAGAUUUUAAUCAGAAUUGGAGUGGAUUGAGGAAUUUCAGCUGCGAAUCAUCAUCAUCAGUGAGGAGAGAGACUCUGAAUUAUGAUGUGGUGAUUGUUGGUGCGGGGCCUGCUGGAUUAUCUGCAGCUAUAAGAUUGAAGCAGUUGUGCAGAGAAAACGAUGUCGAUUUUUCGGUCUGUGUUGUGGAGAAGGGGGCUGAAGUAGGUGCUCAUAUAUUAUCCGGGAAUGUUUUUGAGCCUCGGGCACUGAAUGAACUUCUACCAAAUUGGAAACAGGAGGAGGCGCCCAUACACGUUCCUGUUUCUUCUGACAAGUUUUGGUUGCUUUCCGAGACUCGUGCUUUCCCCUUUCCUUCUCCUUUCAAUAACCAUGGAAACUAUGUCAUAAGUUUGAGUCAGUUGGUAAGGUGGUUGGGAGCCAAGGCUGAAGAAUUAGGAGUUGAAAUAUAUCCAGGUUUUGCAGCUAGUGAGAUACUAUAUGAUACAAGUGACAAGGUAAUUGGCAUUGCAACCAAUGAUAUGGGAGUUGCUAAAGAUGGCUCUAAGAAAGAAACUUUCCAGCCCGGUGUCGAACUGAAGGGGCGUGUGACUCUGUUUGCAGAAGGCUGUCGAGGAUCUUUAUCCGAGAAAAUAAUCAGUAAAUUUAACUUACGAGAGAAAGGCCAAGGGCAGCAUCAGACGUAUGCUUUAGGAAUUAAAGAGGUUUGGGAAAUCAGUGAAGAGAAGCAUGACGCUGGCUCGGUGCUUCACACAUUAGGUUGGCCACUCGACCCCAAGACCUACGGUGGAUCUUUCAUAUAUCAUAUGAAAGAUAGACAGGUGGCUAUCGGACUUGUGGUAGCACUAAAUUAUCGCAAUCCUUUCUUGAAUCCCUAUGAAGAGUUUCAGAAAUUUAAGCAUCACCCUGCCGUCAGACCUUUGCUCGAAGGAGGUACGGUGCUUGAAUAUGGUGCUCGCACUUUAAAUGAAGGCGGUUAUCAGUCAAUACCUUACCCAGUUUUCCCCGGUGGAGCAAUUAUUGGAUGUUCAGCUGGGUUCCUAAAUGUACCGAAAAUAAAAGGAUCACAUACUGCAAUUAAAUCAGGAAUGCUAGCAGCAGAAUCUGCGUUCGGCACACUCCAUAAAGAGUCACCGUUAGAGAAUUUCUGGGACAGUUUAAAAAGUUCAUGGAUAUGGAAAGAGCUUCACAGUGCAAGAAAUUACCGUCCCGCAUUUGAGUAUGGUCUCUUUCCUGGUUUGGCGCUUAGCGCUCUAGAACAUUAUGUAAUGAAGGGAAGAUCUCCAUGGACACUGAAACACGGAAAACCCGAUCACGAGGCAACUGACGAAGCGAAAAUGUGGAGGACAAUUGAUUACCCAAAGCCUGAUGGUGUUAUUUCUUUUGAUAUGCCGACUUCUUUGUACCGGAGCAAUACGAAUCACGAUCAUGACCAACCAGCUCACCUUCGGUUGAAGGAUCCGAAAAAUCCAGAAAAUGUAAACUUACCAAUAUAUGGUGGACCAGAAACAAGAUAUUGCCCUGCACGGGUUUACGAAUACAUAGCCGAUGAAAACGGCUGUCAAAAGCUGCAGAUCAAUGCUCAAAACUGCCUGCAUUGCAAGGCAUGCGAUAUUAAGGAUCCAAAACAGAAUAUAAAGUGGACGGUGCCAGAAGGUGGCGGUGGACCCGGAUACACUGUCAUGUAGAUUAUGAGUUCUUUCAAUCCCUGUGCAGACAUUACACACAAUGUAAGGUGUUAGUAGUUGGUACAAUGAAUAUGGUGCUGGAAAACUCGUGUCGUCUUCAAUAACACUUUUUUUUCUGAGAAUAUUCUGUGUCUCGUACGAAUUUUUAUCGAUGGGUUUGAGAAUCAACGUAAAUAAAACUACAAAUUUGAC